Acanthochromis polyacanthus (spiny chromis) is the source of this 2917-nucleotide messenger RNA. RefSeq names its product tetraspanin 12 (gene tspan12). NCBI's taxonomy places the organism in Eukaryota, Metazoa, Chordata, Actinopteri, Pomacentridae. Bases 85 to 1014 code for a protein of 309 amino acids. The transcript is spliced from 7 exons. The record is from RefSeq and is a predicted model, not a curated record. Gene Ontology annotation, cellular component: membrane.
CCCGGGGCCCGCGCCGGGAGUCUGCCGUGAUGUUGCCAUGGUGCCCCGGGCUCAGGUGAGCAGCGCGGCGGAGCUCCGGUCCGGAUGGCUCGGCGGGACGCGGUGAGGUGUCUGCGCUGUCUGCUGUACGCGCUCAACCUGCUGUUCUGGCUGAUGUCAGCCUGUGUGCUGGGAGUGGCAGCCUGGAUCCGAGACUCCCUGAACACCGUCCUCACCCUGACAGCCCACACCAGGUUGGAGGAAGCUGCCGUCCUCACGUAUUCUCCAGCCGUCCAUCCCGUCAUCAUCGCCGUGUGCUGCUUCCUCAUCAUCGUCGCCAUGGUUGGAUACUGUGGGACGCUCAGGUGUAACCUGCUGCUGCUGUCCUGGUACUUCGGCAGUCUGUUGGUGAUCUUCUGCGUGGAACUGGCCAGUGCCGUCUGGACCUACGAGGAGCCUUCAGUCCAGCGCUCUGAUAUGAUCAGUCUGAAAUCUCGGAUGUCGAACUUCGGCCUGCAGAGAUACCAGUGGCUGACACACACCUGGAACAGCUUCCAGACAGAGUUUAAAUGCUGUGGGGUGAUCUACUUCACCGACUGGCUGGAGAUGACAGAGAUGGACUUUCCUCCUGACUCCUGCUGCUCCAAUCAGUAUCCAGGCUGCGCUCGCCACGCCCACUUCCACGACCUCAGCGACCUGCACCAGGAGGGCUGCGGUCCGAAGAUCUACAGUUUCAUCCGUGGGACGAAGCAGCUUCAGGUUCUUCGGUUCCUCGGCGUUUCCAUCGGCGUGGCUCAGAUCCUCGCCAUGGCGCUCACCUUAACACUGCUCUGGGCGCUUUAUUACGGACGUAAGGCUCCAGAGCUGGACUCGCCAACGCUGCCACCGCCGGAUGACCUCGCUGUUGUCACGGCGACCAACGGAACCUCAGCCGAGGCCUCGAAGUCGGGCUGCAGCUGGACGAAUAAAGGAAGUACGAACAUGGCCUCCAAACCCAAAGAGUUUGAGAUGGAACGACUUCACGCUGCAGCCUGAAGGAAGAACGGGUCGGUUCUGCCGCUUUGGUCCAACGUCAGGAACAAAAACAACAAACUCACGAGAAAAUACCUUCAUACCUUUGAUCUGCGUCCUUCAGUUCCACCUCCAAACACCAAGAAACCCUGGAGUUAAAGUCAGGACUGGAUUCAACUAAAAUAACUUCUACAAUCACCCAAGAGAGUGACGUUUUACUCAAUAACCAUAAAAAAUAGACAUUUGUGACACAUUUGCCAUAAAAACAUCCUGACUGCAUGCGUCUCUGGACUGUAAGAACACUGGGUUGACAUGAACCAUCACAGAAGUCUUUGUCAUGGUGCCCCUUUUUAGCUAAAGUCCCACAAUGCUCUCUGCUUUUACUUUAACUACAUGUGGUUAAUGGAGGAGAAACACAUCUGAGUGCUGGUAAAAACUGCAGCUAAAAUAACUAAAAAAGAUGGAAAAUUACCACAGAAAGACACAAAAUCACCCCAAAAGAGCCACACUACCCUGAAAGGUUCAAAUAUGCAGGAAAAACACCCCAAAUCACCAUAAAACAGGUGAAAUUGUGACAAAAACUCAAAUUUAGCACGCACACAAAAAAAUCCAUCUAAUAGUUCCUUCUUGACCUCCUCAGAACGUCUGGUUCUUCAUCUCCAGUAACUUUAGCAAUGAUCAGAGUUCUACCCUCAUACUGGGAAUAUUUCCAGAGGUCCAGGUUCUUGAAGUCCAUAAAGGAGAACAUCCCCAGGGGACGUUCUCCUUUCCUACUUCCAGUCUUUAAGUUUUGUCUCAGUUAGAACAUUCUAGAACCUGGAAGUCCAUAGGGUGGGUCCAGAUUCAUCACUUUUUAAUGGAGUUUUCCCAUCAUUUCCCUCUUGUACUACAUCUACCCUCUAAUACUACAUUUAAACAGGGUUCUACUGGAGCUGUACAACGAGGUUCCACCUACAGAACAUUAAGGAACAGGCUGGAGACAGAAGUGUAGUUUUUCCUAAUAUAUUGCAGAAUUAUUUAGUUGUCAAACACCUAAACUGGAUUAAUUCUAAUAAUUUAUGUACUUGAAGUGUGUUUUACGGAGGAAAAUGGUAUCAGAUCAGGAUUCUGUACCUGUAGAUACUAACUAUUAAAUAUCUCAGAUUGGAUCAUAGGCAAAAGAAAAACUAGACUGGUGCUUCCCUAAUGAGCCUCAUAGAGCAGCUCCAUUACAAGCUAGCAGGUGUUUAAGGAGUAUUUUGACGUGAAAACACCCAAUGAAAAGUUAGAAAAACAAACCACAGCCUCUAAAUGAACACUAACACUUCUCAAAAACAGAAAAUAUAAAUCACAACCUUCAUGGAGGAACAUUUAUUACAGACUAAAGCGACUUAGCUUCACUGAAAUUCUGAAAUCAAGUGAGGACAGAACCUUUAGAAGACCGAGGACAGAACCCUGUGGAACACCUCAGGUUAGUAUUUGAUUGAUAAACCAAGUAGAAGGUGGAACCAAAGAUCUCAACAAGUUCAUUGUUUUUGUUCCUGAUGGACUAAAUGACGUAAUAAACAGCAGAACUGGAGGAAUAAAUCUUGAAGGUACGAAGAGAAAAGGUUGUUUAUUUAGAACAUCCUGAACUCUGAGGGGAACCUGGACGAUUGUGGCACUAAAAGGAAACAACCACUGACGUUCUAAUGUUUGGGGUUCCACCACUAAAGAGAUCUUCAACGUUCGACUCCAGACGAACUGAGUUUGUUCCAGUCGGACGUGGAGUCGUUUUUAAUGAAGCUAUUUAAAGACUGUCGACCAAAGUGCUUCCCAGAGAUUAUCAGAACAAACACAGCAGGAUCUUCUAUAGGAGAACGUGCGCAUGGUGUUGGCUAUUUAAUGUUUGUGUCAGUGAUCAGAACAUUGGAUCCAUUCGUCACUGGAAUAAAAACUAAACAUUGAA